Porites lobata is the source of this 22785-nucleotide messenger RNA. The record is from the annotation of a GenBank genome assembly. NCBI's taxonomy places the organism in Eukaryota, Metazoa, Cnidaria, Anthozoa, Scleractinia, Poritidae.
UCAGACUCUCCCACAAGAGUGACGACUAGCAGUAAUCGAGUUCCUGUGGUUCCACUGGCCCAGCACUAUGCUGGUAAGCUAUUUAAACAUAAAACUUUAACCCUUUGAUUCCUUUUUUGUGUGAGCCAUUUCUCCUUUUUACAUUUUAUCCCUAAAGUUAUAGCUUGUAUUGAUGACGUGUUCCUUCUCAAAACCUUUUAUCUUUGGCUUUUUGACAUAAUGCACAUGAUCAGUAAACAAAUCUGCUGACGAGACCCGUGAUUAUAUAUUCCUUGCAAGUUGUGAGAAUAUAAUUUGGAUUUCAUUUGAGAUAAUGUAUGUGGAGUAGUCCUCUCACCUUAAUCACUCUACUUCAGUGUUAAACCCUGUAUUCAACUCUUUUCCUUGCGCAACUGUCUCAGGGCUCGAAGUUAUCUUUUUAGUGCACUUGCAAAGUUUUGCUAGAAAGAUUUUUUUCGACUAGCAAACUGGUGAGACCACAAGCAAUUUAUUUCCCUUUGUUUGGGAGACAUGGAUAAUUCUAACUCGCAAUCGUUUGCUAGUGGAUAUUUUUCUUACUCGCAGAUUAUCAAAAUCACUCGCAUUUUGCGAGUUUGCGAGCGUUAAUUUCGAGCCCUGCUGUCUCUUACUGUGAUUUCCUCAUUUUUCUGAAAAAUGUGCCCAAUGAACAUGAGGUGCCCAACCUGAUUUUAAGGUAUCCAUUCCAGUCCCAACUAUUAUAAAUAGCCAACUGGUUUGUUUAUGUUAUUUUCAGACAUGAACAACCACUAUGCAGCCUCUGUUACUCCAGAAGGAGUUGCUGUUCCUCGCUUCAUUCUGUCAACUAGUCAGCAGCACCAGCUUGCAGAGUUCUUUCAUCUAAAGCAACAACAGGAAUUUCAGCAGCAAUUGUUGUAUCAGAACUUUCAGCAACAGCUGCAAGCACUACAACAACAACACCAGCAUGAAAUAAAGGUAUCAUAGAGUUGUGAUCAUUACCCUCAAGCCCCAAUAUCCACAUACAAAUUCUCCAAACUAUUUUCUAUACAUUUCCUUAAGGAAUUAGUGGGGAAAAUUUGAUGAAAGAUCAAUGCAUUUUUCUUUUGGUGAUAAUUUUAACCAGUUUUCAUUACCUUUGCUUUGAUUACGUACUGAUAUUGUUUGGAGAAAAUUGAUGAUGGCACUUAAAGGGUUGAAAUCUAAGCUGUUGAACAGUAAUUUCCUGUGGUACUCUUUUGUAUGUGACCUGAAUCUAAUACACUACUCACUGCUCUUUCAGCAGAAAGAGUUUGUGUGUGGCUAUUUUUCCUCUCUUUGGUCUUACGUUUUUUUAAAAAAAUGUGGUUAAAAUUAAGGGUGUGCAUUAUACACGGGUAAAUAUGGUAUUUUCCGCGUCUUCUAAAUUUCUGCUUGAGAAAUGAUACAGUAUAGAAAAAGAGACCUUAGACUCUGAGAAACUCAAACAGAGCCAGAGGGCUUGGAACCACAGUAAUAUUCAUGGGGACUAGAUUUUCAGUCACAGUGGAAAACUUGCUGCAUGGCUUCUGUUCUUCGGCGACUAGAUUUCACUUUGACUUUUGGAUAUAAAGGGGUGGGGGGGCAACCUACUCCAAUAAUUAAUUUGGACCCUUUGCUAAUAAUUUUUUUCUACAGUAGGUUUCUUUGGAAGUUGGCCACAGGUGAUGUACUGACGCCUACUUCAUCUUUGAUCCCCAAAAUAAUAUAGAAUUAACCAUUGUAUAGCCAUUGUAAGUGAGGCAUAACUGUUGAUUGGUUGUUUUCAGUACCACCUUGAUCAGCGGUCUGGAAUCUUGGAGCAACAGAAGAAACUUAUGCAAAAGAAGCAGCAAGAGGAACAGCAGCGUCAGCGAGAACAGCUGGAAAAAGCUCAAAAGGAAAGGGAAUAUCGCUAUCCAAAACCAAAAAUUAAGGUGAGCACCUUAGAAUAGAGAGCUUAACCCUUGUAGAAUCAGACAUUAUGUAGAAUCUAUGCAAAUGCUAUGUGAGAAAGCUAUGUAAAACCUCUGUUAAUGAGUCAUACAUUGCUUUAACCAGAUCCUAUGUUGUUUCUACAUGUAUGCCAGGACUAUUUUUUUUGUAUCAAAAAUGCUAUGUUUUCGCUAGUCAAACGAAACCUUCGUAAAGCUAUGCAGUUUUUAACAGUAGGGAUAGUCAACCUUAUAAAAAAUCAUAGAAAAUAAAUGACCUUCACAUAGGACUAAAAUAGACUUUACAUAGGAAGAUGGAACAGGGAACAGUUGAUUAAAUAGCUUUUGAAUAGGGUUUGCGUAGAAUUUAAUAGCCUAGGAAUAGAGAAAACAUAUCAUAAGCAUAUAGCCUUCACUUAAAGUUGACAUAUAUUUUGCAUAGCAUUAAAAUAGGGAAAACACAGAACAAAUAUAGUCUUUGCAUAGGUCUGAAAUAGGAUUUUAAUAGCUUUGGAGUAGGUAAAACAUAUCACACACACAGCCUUUAACUAGAGUUCAAAUAGAACUUACACAGAGUUGACAUAGUCUUGACAUACCCUAGUCUUUUAUGUAUGUAGGUUUCGAUUUGCUUAUAAAGCAAAUGUAGGUUUAAAAUACGCUCGUAAUAAUCACCAGAAUAGAAAAAAAAUACCAUAAACAUAACAUAGAAUGCCUUGAACAUUAGUAAGAAAUUGAUUUUGAAACAAAAAAUGAAAAACUAUGCAACACAAUUGCAAAUACAGUAUUUUCAUGCAGCAGUUUCAGAGAAUCAAAACCUCAAGUUAAAAUUUGCUUAAUAUUUGCUUAUUGUGUUGACUCUUGGCUGAUGUCGUGCUUGUCAUUGCCAUACGCUUUGCUUGUGACUGCAACAAUAAGUAUCUGCAAACAGAAAAGUGGAGAUUUUAAUGUGGCUAAAUGUAAUUUAGGCAAAGUUAACCUCGAAGCAAUGCUGGUCAGCAGUUUCCCCAGCUAUAGUAGGGGUGGCCUGAUGCCUGUAGCAGGGGCACCUCGUGACUUAUAUAUACAGUUGCUUGCUUGCAGUUCUUCGCAAAGUGUUGUUGCAAUUGCUUGCUGUUUGCGUGCCAGUUUCUGCUUUUAAGGCAAAUAAACAUAAAAACAACCUUAUUUAUUAUAACUGAAACAAAUGAGUGCUGAAGCAUGAUCGAAUGGUGAACGAUCCAACUUGUUCAGAUACACAAAAAGGGGAGAAAACACAAUCAAAUUGAAACAUUAAUUGAGAGAUACAUCACUUACCGAUGUCAGGAAUACUUAUUGUUAAACCUGGCAGGAAAAAGUCUUUAAAUUGAAGUAAAAGGAAGCGUCUUCUUUUAAACGCAUGCUUCACAGUUCGUCUUCUUCGACUUGAAAGUGCCCGCGCGUGGAAUCAGACAAUUUUCACACCUUUUCAUUGGUUGCAAAGGCCCAUGUGACGAUAAAACGCAAAAUACGCAUGUGUUGAACUCACAGGCUUCCCUGGGAACUAGUGGAAACAAAAUGGCGGACAAACACCGAUGACUGCAGCUAGUGCUGUGAGUCGUCCAAAAUCAAGACGAAGGAGAGAAGCUUUAAUGUAAAAGGAGAAAAGGAUGCAUGGAAGUAUCAUUUCAAGUGAAGAAACAUUAGGGAAAAGCUAGAAAGGAAAGUUAAGGCAGGAAUGAUGGAUGCAGAGAAUGCUUAACAAAAAAUUUAUAAUCCUCUCACUAAGAAACUAUCUGCAAGUGCAAAAAAAUUAUAGUAUAUCAUUUUUAAGCUGUCUAGUUUAAAAUGCUGCUUUUUACAUUCGAUGUAUGCUUUUUGUAAGUGCUAUUUAACCUGUACCAUCAACAUGCCUAGUAUUUUAAAUGCUAUGUUGGAAUAUCACAUAGGAAACACAUAGACUACAUUAUUUUUCAUAUGAGUGACAUAGGAAAAAAUAUGUUUAUGUAAAAGCUAUAUAGCCUUUAUGUCAUGAUAAAACUGAAUUAAAAUAUCACACAGUAAAAACAUAGGCUGCAAAUAUAUUUCAUUCACAGAGCAUAGAAUAUACAUAGCACUAUGUAAAAGCUAAGGAUAUAAUGUUGGAAAUAAAAGGGAGCAUCGAGAUGCUAUGUAAAAGCUAUUUUGCUUUGUUGCUUAGUGAAUACAUAGGAUGCAAAUUGGAAGGAAAAGCAGAACUUUCUAUUGCAUAGUAAAUACUGUACAUAGCUAUGUCAAGACUAUGAAAAGAUUUUGAAUAGUAUUUGCAUAGGUAUUAAAAAGGUGUGUACUUUUCAAAUAGCCUAAGCAUAGUUUCAUUAUAGAUUUUUCAUACUUUGGACUAUGUUAUGUGGUAUGUUGCAUAGUUAAUACAUAGGUAGUAGUGAACAUAACAUAGCCGAAACAUAGUCUAACAUAGUAAGUCAAUAGCAUGAGCAUAGGCUUUGCAUAUGUCUGGUUCUGCAAGGGAGUAAAUGAUUAUGGUGAUAGUUGCGAAAACAUUACCUAAGAAUUGAAUUGGAAGGAAAAGCAGAACUUUCUUUUGCAUAGUAAAUACAUAGCUAUGUCAAGACUAUGAAAAGAUUUUGAAUAGUAUUUGCAUAGGUAUUAAAAAGGUAUGUACUUUUCAAAUAGCCUAAACAUAGUUUCAUUAGGAAUUCUGAUCUCUUACUGAUAAUAUCCCAUGGUAUGUUGCAUAGUUAAUACAUAGGCAGUAGUGAACAUAACAUAGCCGAAACAUAGUCCAACAUAGUAAGUCAAUAGCAUGAGCAUAGGUUUUGCAUAUGUCUGGUUCUGCAAGCGAAGAAACGACUAUGGUGAUAGUUGCGAAAACGUCACCUAAGAAUUGAUUUUGUGCUGUUUCUAACCAGGGCUGUUAAAACGUUUUUACUUAGCUGGCUGAUAAUGAAUAGUAUUCGGCUUUGGAACUCACACCAAAGGCACAAGCUUUUUGAGGGCUGAGGCAUCUAGGGACAUUUUGAAAAUUAGAGUCUUGGAAAUGGUGUUUCCAGGGAUUUCCAAGAGGUAUUUUCCAUUGCGGACACCAUGUUGUUUCAUCAGAAUACACGCAAGACUGAGAACAAUGCUGUCGAAAUGUCCCAGGUGUUCCAUGACGUCGCACAGUUCGAUUCACGGAUCUAAACCUGUCAUUCAAAACUGGGAAACGGAUGCUUUACAAUUUUAUUCGAUGGCACUUAUUUUUUGUUAGCAGUUAUGGUAGAAGGAGAUGAAAGUGCGUAGCUGGCUAAGGAUGGCCAACUAGCCGGUGGUUUUGGCCGGCUACCGGCACUUAUUGACAGCCCUGUUUCUAACUUCUUUGUGCUAAUUCCAUCUCGUUCAUCAUGAGCGCAAAAAAGGUGGUAGCUGUUUAGUGAUCGUCAAAUGUUGGCAAAUUUUUUUGGAGUUGAAAUCUAGGUUCACGUCCACCAAAAAGACAUUAAAUUAGGAAGUUUCGCAAUUGUAGUCAUUUAAUGAUGGUAAAGAAAUAUACAAAAAAGCAUGAUCAUGUGCAGAGUUGUUUUGCUCAUCUAAACCUAUUGCCUUUUGCCAUUUGCAUUGCCAUUGCUGCUGUUGUUGCUUGAGCUCCCUAAUUAUAGAGGCAUAAUAGUGAAUAUUUUAACAGGAUAAAAUCUGUGUAUAAAAACACUGUUGUCAAUGGGGUCCUCUAAAAAAAACAAACAAACAAACAAAUAACAUAAACAACUAAAAGAUAAAAAAAGAUAAAAAUAGAAAGCUAUGCCCAUGGGCUAAAAUGCUAAAAGACUAUGACUAUAAAAUGAAAUGCUAAAAGCCUAUAACUAUUUUAUAGUUAAAAUGAUGAGCAUUUCAUAGAUUAACUAAAAUGUGCUUUACCCCAAACUGAUCUCCAUACAUUUCCUUAAAAAAUGUGUUGCAAGAAUUUGAGAAAUGACCAAGGCAUUUUCUCUUUGGUGAUCAUUUUAUUACUCCUCAUAACCUAAUCUCUUGACAGUGUAUGGAUAUUGUUAGGAGAAAAUUGAUUUUGGUCACUCUCGGAACUUAAAGGGUUAAGUGCUUUCUUAAAUAAAAUUCUUGGAGUUAAGGAUUGAAGUCCAAUUGGGAGUUCAUUAAAAAGCUUGGCCCGUUGAUAGUAUAACUUUUUUCCCAAAUUGGAGGCGGACUGUAGGCAAUUUGCUGAAAAACCAUUGUUUCUUGUAGACUUAGAAUGAUCCGUUCUAUCGAAAUACAUUUUAAAGGGUGGAAGGCUUUGGAGUGUAGAGCUUAAACUGGGCAGUAUGAUUACUUUUUCUCUUGCAUAACUGACAGCUGUAACAUUGUGUUAUUGUAUCUACUAGGUGGAGCCAGAAGAACCUAGUGAGAGAGGACAAGGCUGCUCAGCAAUGGAACAGGACGAUGGGCCUUCAGAAAAGCAAACUAACAUAAAACAAGAAGUAGCACAAUCUCCAUCUCAUCCAUCUUCCAAUCAAACACAUUAUCCAGCACCUUCAUCACAGGACAGCCAUCAUUCACAACAACAACAGCACUCAGCACCACCACCCCAGCAAUCCCAAGCAUCUCAACAACCCCCACCUGAAAGUAAGUUUCUGUUAAAACCUGUUGGGACAGGGUGCAAAGAAAGUCAGUUUUAUAGCUUGCCAUUCGAGCAAGGCUGUAGCUAGUAUGUACUACCCCAAAAGUCAUUUCAACUAGCUUGAAAAAAAGUUUUUUGAUAAGCAGGAUUCAUUGAAUUCCCCAAAUCAGGCAAGUUAAGAACAGAAUUCAUCAGCCCAAUAGCUAAAUCCUCUAGCCCUGGGCUACUGGACACUAUACUUUCUUUGCACGCUGUCUCUGUUAAGUGAUUUGAAGACCUGAUUUUGUCAACAGUGGUAUGGACAGACUCCAGAGUUCACGCACACAGCCCCACAAAAACUAGUAGCUUCUACUAUCAAAAUGGCUAAAGGACAUAAACUAAACAUCGACAACUUGAAUAAGCAACCUUAGUUUAUAUUAUUUUGUUGGCCUGUUUUUCAGUAUCAUCAAAGGAGGUGAAAAAGCUUCUUCAUGACUUUGUGAUUAGCAAAAAGCAAAGGGACCUUGCAUUAGCAUCCCUGCCUUCACAAGCAUUCAAACAUUGGUAAGUCAAGUAAUUUAUAGUCUAUUUAUGACUUUUAUAGAAGCUGGUACUUAGUAAAGUAAAGUAAAGAAAACUAAAUACUUAAUUAUCUUCUCCCCUUAUGGGGCUUUUCAGGGAUCAAACCAAUAGUUCAAAUUGAACAUAAUAUGGUUAAGAAUCCCAACUGGUAGGAGUUGAACCAGUUGGCUAUUUCCAAGCUUGGCAGAGGAUUCGAGCUUGGGACUACCCAGAACAAAUCCAGAUAAAAGUUAGGGUGGGACUUGAACUCAGCACCCCCGGAUUACAAGUCUAGCGUUGUAAUGGCUCGGCCACUCUGCCUCCACAAAGAAGAGAUAGACACGUUUGAUUGUUCUGUUAACGUUCUCACAGUAGCCACUCAUCUAGGCAGCCAUCUUAGCCUUAAGACUGCAGCUGAACCCCCACAAAUGGAUGUGUCUUAUAGGCAGACACCUUAUUUAAAUGUCCACAUUUUAAUUGUGGUCCCAGCUAUGUACAAAAUUAAACUGUGUAACACAUACAGCAUUUUAUACCUUCCUUAAAUGGACACCUCUCCUAAGUGGAUGAUCUUUUGGCUUCAAGGUUUCCUUUGACUUUUUAGAGGUUCAACAACCAUAUUUCCUUAAAUAAGCACCCACGCUCUAAUAAGCACCCACCCUCUGGGGCAUAAUAUCAAGCAAGCACCCCCUCCCCUCCUCAUCACUUUCUUAAAGGGGAAUGAGAUGAUCUGUAUAUCAUUGACAAGGAUGACCUUGAGGAAGAUGAAGUAAUAAAUUGAUAUUUUAAAAACAUGCAUGCCAACACAUUAUGUGUUAAUGCAUGUAAUGAAACUAUAGUCAGUGUAGUCUGUCGUUACACUGUCAUGCAUUUUGUCUUUUGUCACAUGGGAUUGUGUAAGUACAGGAAAUUAUUGCAUUUUUAGGAGUCAGCAGUAUGAACGUGACUCAGAUGGGAUAGCUCCUCUUGGAGAGGGGUACAAUGAAAUUGAUAACUUUUCCCUUCGAAAAGCAGGUGAGAAAGUAAUUUUUCAUUUACAAGACCAAACACUGUAUUAUUUGGGGUCGUUGAAGUUUGUUGGAAAGCAGGUUAUUCAGGAUAAUAAAUAAUAGACUGUAUUAAUAAGCCACGACUAUAAAAUAUCAUUUGAACUGAUCCGGGUUGGUUUAUUCAUGUGUUGGAAGUUCAGAUUUGUUUUUGAUCCUUGGCUGCAUGAACUCCAGCUUCUUGUACUUGAGCUUUUCCACUUUGCAUUCCAGUGCUUUAUGGAGAACUGAUACCACCAUCUUCGCUAAGUUUGAUAAGCCCCCCUUUCAAAGAGAGGUUUGGAAGUUCAGAUUUGUUUUUGAUCCUUGGCUGCAUGAACUACCGCUUCUUGUACUUGAGCUUUUCCACUUUGCAUUCCAGUUCUUUAUGGAGAACUGAUACCACCAUCUUCACUAAGUUUGAUAAGCCCCCCCUCUCAAAUAAGUCCCCCUUUCAAAAAGAGGUUUGCCUUUGGCUACCAACACUUAAGCGUUGCCCAAUUCAUAAGUUUAUUGUUCAUGACAUUAAGAUAAAUGAUCAGUGUACUUUCUCGCUGGUAAUCAACUGUCACUUAAAUAUUCUCUUUCUAGCCUCUGAACCUAAUCUCAAGGUGAAGUCAAGGUUAAAAGCUAAAAUAAGAAACUAUGGAAGCCCUCUGCUAUACAGAAGGCGAGAUCGCCAUAAUGGAAGCAGGAUGCAAAGAAGCUUUACUUGUAAGUGUAUGGAGACAUUUUGUCUAAAUACAGUGAAACCCCUAUUAAGCGGACCCCCAAUUAAGCGGACACCCUCUAUUAAGUGGACACUAAGCUGGGUCCCGAAAUGAAAGUCUGAUAUUUCCCUUUAUAAUGAACUCCUAUUCAGUGGACACCUCUAUUAAGCGGACGCGGACACUAAAAUGAGUUGUAUUUGGCUAAUUUCUAUUGUUAAAAACCUCUAUUAACUGGACAUCGGACUGAUUUGACAAUAGUAGUAUUGGAUUACGUCCUUGAAAUACAUACUGAAGUCAGUUAACGUAGGUGUCUGUUUAAUAGAGGUUUCACUGUAUGCUGUUAUUUACACAACAAUUUUUAUUAACGUUACAAAAGCUACACUAAAAUAAUGAAAAGUACAAAUAUCUCAACUGGACCAAAAUGCAAAAAAAGGUGAUGUAGAAGUGUUAGUAAUUCCCAUGAAUAUAGACUGUUACACGUAAUAACUUUUCCAGUAUAUAAAGACAAGUAGAAUUCUGUUUUAACUAAUUAAUCCAUUCUGAACCGGUCAGUUAAGGUCCUUUCUACUCUUUGUGACGUCAUCAGUUUUAACAAACAAAUUUCUUCGCUAAAGAGUGAACAGAUCUUUCAAACCAUACCAGAAUGAGCACAAUUCAGUCAAGGACACUUGAGAAACAAGCAAAAACCACGUGACAAGGACCUGAAAAUCUCCAUGAAAAUCUUGUUCCAUUACCCACCUACCUUUCAUUUCACCUAAUCCUAAGAUCCUAAAAGCUUUCCUAAAAACUCUUCCCACCAAAAUGAAGCCUACUAAAUGCCCAGCAAGAGAAAAAAAAUGAGGCAAGAAAAGCGAAAAAAAGAAUGGAGGAGAGAAAGCAAAAAAGUAAAAGUCAAGACUGCUGUGUCACUUUUAAACCCAAAUUUUGCUUUCUGCGUUGCGAACUUCCAAGUUUUUUUGCAUCUGGAUCAGAAGGUUACACCUGUAAACCGGUUUGUUUUUUAGUUUUAUAAACAGUGACCAGAAAACAAAUCGACUGUUCUAAACGCUUUUUGGCAAAAUUCCAAGAAAAGAGUGGAGUUUUUGGAAAUGAUCCCUUCAACUGAUCUUAUCCUUAAACUCAUCAAAAGAUGAUUUAUUUGGUACUGACUUUUUUUGUGUACAAGUAAUGUUUAAAGCAAACAAAACAGUAAACUUAAGUUUUUUGACAAUCUCCAAUGGGUUUAGAUUCUUCCCAUCAAGUUCAUGGACUAUGGAGACAUAAUGGUCCACGUUGUUGUUCAAAAUGAUUUCAGGUUAAAUUGGUUUCAACCAAGACAGUGAAAUUGUCAAAAUUUCCUAAUAAUAUUGUCAUCCUGCAUUUUUAAUGCGUGCGGGGGAAUGGUGAAAUGGGGAAUGGUGAAACUGGAGUGUGGUAACUUGUUAUAGUUGCAGACUCCCACUGUAACAAGACUGACCAGUAGGAAUUUUUUUACCUUGCAGUGGAAAAUGCCGGAGGAGAAAUGGAGUGUUCAAGUCCCGGCUCUCCAAACCAGUCAACUUCAGCCUCCCCACACAGAGAGGUCAGUCCAUAGUGCAUGCCAUGGCACCACAUGCAAAUUAAGGGGCUGGUUGAGGGGACAGCGGUCUGCCAUUUUUUGUGAAAUAUUGUACCAUUUUUAAAGAAUUCUCAGUAAAAAUAAAUAGUUUCUAGUCGCUGGCAAGUGUCCUGGCCACCCCUUUCUGAAUUUUCUGGAUCCUAAAAUUCCAAGGGCUGGGAUGAAUAAAUCUCUUAACCCUAGCUUUAAAACACAAGUUCUCCUUUCUUGUCCUGUACAUUUCUUGUAUAAAAGGCUGGGAAAAAUCCGUGUUUCUAGGGAUCUCCACUGUAUUGAAUAGAAGGUUAAAUGUAAAAUUUCCAUUUUUUCCAUGAAAUCUUGUUCAGUUUGUUAUAAAAGCAUGUAUUCUUAGAACUUAAUACUGUGUUUCCACAGGGUUCAUCACCUCUUAGCACAGGUCCAGGAUCAGGGCUUGGCCACAGUCUUCCCAAUCUUCAGGCAAUUCCACGUUACCCUUCAGGACUGGAUCACCCCCGUGGAUGGCUGUCCAGCCAGCUUGCACGUCAACCACGUGUUCUAAGCCACAGCAGUGGCUUAUCAGGGAAGGAUGUGACACACAUGGAGAUUCAAAGCCCGUAUUCUAGUCAAACUAUUUCAGAUGGAAUUGAGGAAGAGGAAGAGAGUGAUCUUGCGGCGGCUGCACUGCAUCAAGCGCGGUGGAAGCAGCUAGCUCUGGCCCAGGCUCAGGCACAAAUGAUGGCUAUGAACUACGAUGCAGCACAGCAUCUAAAAAUGAAUUCUGUAGUACGGCAAACUCUGACUCCACCAGAGACAUUACCUCCAGAAGGAUCCAACAAUUUGUUAUCACCCCGAAGUGCAGAGAUGUCUGGAGCUUCGGUGUCAUCACAACUAGGAGGGCAACUCAAGGUACAUCCAAAACUUAGACAGACAUUAUCAGCACCAGGACUGACUCUAUCAAAUGGUGUGGCCAUAAAUCAGUCACCUCAAUCCCAAGAACUUUUGCAGCAGCAACAUUUACAGUUUCUAAAACAGCAACGUCAGUACCAGCAAAACCCAGCGAGAUUCAUGCAGCAGCUCCAGCAGGAGCUUCUGAUGCAGCAGAUAGGAGCAAAAAACCUGCAAGUGAACUUGCAAAAACUGCAGGAAAUGCAACAGCAGCAGUUGCACAAGGAAUCGCAAGCAGCACUGAAGGAACACUUAGAGCAACAAAUGCAACAGAAGGAGCAACUUGCGUGGAAAGAGCAUCUUCUUCAAAUGCAACAUCAAAAACAGCAAAAACUUCAGCAGGCACAGCAACAACAGCAACAGCUUCAGCACCUUCAACUUUCUCAGCAACGACUCAUCCGUGUAAGUAAAUGAGAAGAUCAAUACUGCAUGAUAAACGCCUUCCAAAAUAAUGUUGCUGUUGCAUUGUAGCCAAGAAGAAAAUGGCUCUGUCUGUUUAGUAUAAAUUUUUGCGAUACUCCAUUUUGGAAUUUACACCAGAUAGUGUGCUUGGAAAGGAUUAACUGUUAUUUACCUUUCACCCCGGAGGGAUUGUUUCUCAGCAAUACAAACAUUAGAAGACGAUUCAAAGAGAAAAUAAUGGAAAAGCGAUUGUUAUUUUGCUGCAAAAACAGCCAAAAUGUAAAAGGCAUCUCAUGUCACCUUCAUUACUUCAAAAAAUAGAUUUUUGCUGUCAGAAUUCUCUCCUCCUCUUCUGUCCAUUGUCAAUGCUUUUAGAGAAGAAUGUCACCAGUUUUUCGGGCCAUGUCACCUGUCGCUUCCACCCCUUGGAGGGACUCAUGAUAGUACCUUUUCUUGCUGAGGGAAUCAUAGUUUUUGCAGAAAAUGAAAACAUGGGCUUUCUAGGGUCAACAAGUUUAGGAUUUUAGGGCUUGCCACAGUUCUGCUUAGAGCGCAGCCUUGCUGAAAUUUACCAGAAGUGUUUCAUUCACAGACACAAAGUCACGAAGAUCUUCCCUCGCCACAGUCUACCCAAGAACAACAAAUGCAAGAAUUGCAACUUAUUCGUCAAUUACAGCAGCAUGAUUCUCAACAUGGUAGUUCCCUACAACCAGGCAAUCAAAAUGCCUUGCACCUUCGUCAAGCUGAUUUAGCAGCAGCCUCUUCUGCGGGAUCUGUCUCCCCAGGGGCAUCUGUUGGUCACAGACCAUUGUCCAGAGCACACUCUUCCCCUGUUGUCGGUAAGUAGAUCCAGGGGAGGGGCAGGUGGGCAGUGGAUCAUUGUAUGUUUCCGGGAAGCUGCCCACCUACCCCUCCCUCCCAUGAGCCAGCAUUAACACUUACUUUUCACUUGUCUCUAGGGCAAAUAUUGACCCAGGGGAGGGGUAGGUAGGCAGUUUCCCAGAAACGUAUAUCGAUCAGCAGAUGUUCACAUUUCUUCACAUAUGAAUUGGGCAUAGUGCAUCUAAUUUUCCACAAUAUUAUUGCAGAGGGCGUUUUGUAAAAGUAUUAUACAAUAAAGUUUCAUAAUGAAAUAAAAUAAUUAUAUGAAAUGUUAUAUUAUAAUAAUGUUCCAUUUGCCCUCGAUAGAUAUGAGAUUAGUGAAAACCAAUCCCUAGCUAAUGCAGGCUCAUUGUUAAAAUACAAUUACAGUGUAUUGUGUGGCACAUUUUGGUUAUCUUACAAUGUGCUUGGAUACAAGAGAAAGCUUGUUUUAUGGGCCAAAUGAAUCAAUAAGUCAUAAGUCAAGUUAUUGAGCACUGAAAAUAGCGAUUAGGGUAAAUCAGUGACUCAAAUCAUGAGCAUUUAUUUUGAUCAUAGUUAUUAGAGGAGACUGGUUAUGAAAAGCGGCAAACAUCAAUGAUAAAAACAACAGUGCUGCAGUUUAUGUUCAAAGCACCGUGAAAGUGCACAAUCCUUUGUUUUCUGUUGGCAAAUUGUUACGGAAUAAAUUAAUGCAACGUUUUUAUUGGUCAAUACAAUCAAAAUGAUAGGAAUUCUUUUGAACGUUGUGCACUUUCAGGUCCACAAAAACAUAUAACAAAGGAGUCUGACGGGUUUCAUAACCAUUCCACUCAAUUAACUAUGUUUUGAUUUAGGUAUUCUUUUUUAGUAUUUGACUUAUGACUCAAUUACACUUGACUUUCUGGAUACAGUGGUUGCCUCUAAAAAUGUACUGUGUAACUGCAGCUUUCUAGCAGACAAAAUAGCCAUUGGCUGGUAUCUUACUGUACAUGUUCAUGUUUUAGUUGACAGAUUUGUUACAUGUAAUUGAUCUGCUCUUGGUGUUGUAGGCAGUGGCCAGUUGACUGGCUGUUCAAGCCGGACAGGACUUGUAUAUGAUACAGUUAUGUUAAAACAUCAGUGUUCAUGCGGCAACACAAGCUCCCAUCCUGAGCAUCCUGGCAGAUUACAGAGUAUCUGGGCACGGCUUCAAGAGACAGGGGUAGCCAACCUCUGUGAGGUAGGUGAUUUCAAUCAGUAAAUUCUUGUGAGUGUUAGCUGUCAGUUGACAACUUUCUAGGGGAAGAUACCAGAAAAAAAUUUAGGAGUCUUACCUGGGCUCAUUUAAGCCAACUACAGUACAAACACUUUUAAUCCCGAUCUGAUCCAGUCUGAUGAUUGCUUAGUGUGUGAAACUCGUAGUGACAACUUAAUUUUCACCCUUUGCAUUUGUACUAACACUUUUAAAUGCUUUUGUUUAAGAGAGCUUACAAUGAAUGCUUGUUCUAUUUUAAAGCGUGUCCGACCUCGAAAAGCAACAUUAGCUGAAAUUCUUACAGUUCAUAGGUAAGAAUUAAAGAAGCUGCUUUUUUGCUUUCUUGACUUUUCCUUUAAUUUUACAACAGUGAAUGAAAAGUUGAUCAUAUUCAAGGAUAAAUUCACAAUCUGACAUCCUGUUUUUGUUUGCAGUGAACAGCAUACAAUGCUGUUUGGCGGCAGCACACAAUGUAGAACUAAGAAUCAAGAUGGUGAGUGGAAUAUUUUGUGACUUGUAGUAAUAAAAUGGAAAAAUGAGAAUACAAAACUGCAAAAUGGAUUGGAAUAAUGAUCAUGUGAAAAUCAUAUUAGAACUAUGGGACAAAGAUGUAAGGGCGAAUUUAUAGACACAACUUUUCCAGUUGCAAAAAGAGAGCCUGAAAAAAUUCAGGCUUGUAUGGGAUUCAAACCCUUUACCUUUUCUGUUAAAGGUGGAGUGCUCUACCAAUUGAGGUAACAGCCAACUAGAAGCUGGUCAUUUAGCUGGUGUUGGUAUCACAGAGGUCUUUGGUUUGAAUCAGAUACUAGCCUGAAUAUUUUCAGGAUGUUUUUUGCAACUGCAAAAGUUGCAUCUGUAUAACUGGGAUGAUCUUGUGGUUUGUAAGCUCCUUGGAGAGUGUCUCUCAUUGUUUGAAGGUCAGUUUGUACAUCUUGGGAAUGCACGGUCGUAAUUCAGAGAAUUCUUGCGAUACAGGCCCUUAAAUGUUACUUUUCCAGGAAAUUGAGGAUAAGCUUGUAUUUAUCUUUUUUAACCUUUACAGGUACAACCACUCUGCUUAAAUGUUUUAAUGACCUUCCAUGUGGAGGAGUAGGGGUAAGUCUGGAGAAUUAUCUUGCAUUAAAUAAACAAAAGAAAUAGCUAAAUAAAAUGAUAGUAGGUAGCACAUCCAGUGCUAGUGGCUCUUUGUCUUCCUUACCUGGCCCUGGUUCAAACGUUGGAUAGCUCUAGCCACCAAAUAAAUCAUUAUCCAGUGGAUAAGUAUUAGGGAAACCAAUUGCGUUAUCCAAUGGAUAGAUUUUUUAGAUUUUUAUCCUGGAUAGUGCUUAUAUCCAAUGUUUGAACAACCGGUGCCUGGUCAAACUGGAAUUGGAAAUGUUGGAGGAGGAAAGGUGAAAAUCAGAGUACUUGUAGAAAAACCUCUCAGAGCAAGAAGAGAACCAAAAAACAAACUCAACCGACAUAAUUGUGGUGUUGAUGCCGGGAUUUGAACCUUGGCUACAUUGGUGGUAGGUGAUUGCCCUCACCAAACUGUACCAUCCUUGCCGAUCCCUCAUUAAUACCUGUGUUAAGCAAACAACGUUGCUGGUGUUUCGUUUUUUGGAAGUAGACAUGAGGUUUGAGAAGCGAGUAUCUGACUGUACAUACAUGGUUUGAAAGUGCCCUUUUUUAAACUACUUCAAGGAAAGAAGUUGCUGACUUCUGAGUGAAUGGCUUACACUUACACAUCAGUGCUUUUUGAAAGCAAAAAAAGUUCUGAACUCAAUUUGGAACCUCAAGGCACUGGCGAGUGGUUUCACUGCAAAGUUUUGAAAAUUUUAAUGUUAUUUCUGUGGGCUACAAAUCUCAACUUAUGAUGGUGUAAACUAUGGAUAAUUGUUGUCUCUAUUUUGUUACAAAAACAGUUUGUAUUAUGUCCAUUUCUUGCUUGCGAGAGACAGAGACGUACAUAUUGUUCCAACAUUUCAUCAUUUCAUUGCUGUAUACUCUCACAGACCACACCCAAUAACCAAUCGGAAUGCAGGAAACCUUUCAGUUCAUUUGACCAAUCAUUAUGAUUAAAUGUAAGUCAGGUUUCUAUGAACCGUAUUGCUUAUUAAUUCUUUUUAUUUGUUGUUAGGUGGAUGGAGACACGAUAUGGAAUGAAAUGCAUAGUGCAAAUGCCGCUAGAAUGGUGAGAAAUAAUUGAAAAAUAUAUUUGUAUUUGUCAUGUUUAUGAAUUGUUAUUCAGCAUUGAUUGCUGGUUCAGUUAUUUGGACAAAAUUUAGGGUUCAAAUCCUAUUGAAGUCCUGAAUUUUUUUUCAGGCUUCUUACGCAAUUGCAUAAAUUGUGUUCACAACUGCGUGGAUCAUUCUUCAUAUAAUUUUUGUUAAAUGUUUUUUCCUUGUUUUUGUUCAUUGAAAGGCUGUUGGUUGUGUAGUGGAAUUAGCCUUUAAGGUUGCAUCUGGAGAACUUAAGGUGAGAAAAACGUUAUUUUUGUUGUGAUGUUCACCUUAGAAUCUUAGACUAGAAAUAGUGGAGAGUUUGAAAGAGAGAAGCAGUUUCAUUCUCUCUAUAAUUCAUGCAUUUUAAAUUUUCAUAAAGCAAAUAAAAUUUGCAAUUUACAUGUAAGGGCCACAUUUUGAGACAAAAUAAUGAUAAAAGACAAAAUGAAAUAAUGAACUAAAAGUUUUCAAAAUCCUCCCCAUUAAUGGCCACAUCCAUUUUGAAAUCGCAGAAUUUAGAUUUUAUUGAUCGAUGGGUUAAAAAGCCGAGAAAAAAAGGCUUUUACAUCUCAUUUUAAAACAAAUUAAAAAAUGAUGCCAAAAAUUAAAAACAGAAAUAAUUUUAUGAAUGACAAUUUGGAACAUCAGGAGAAAAGGUUUCACAAGAGAAUCAGAUUAAAAUGAAAGUGGAUGUACUAAAAGGACUCAAAAGUGACCAACAGUUAUUUUCUUGUAAUAAUAUCAAUACAUCAGGAGAAAAGGUUUCAAGAAUUAAAAUGAUCACUAAAAGGGAAAUGCAUUGAUCUUCUAUGAAAUUUUCUUAAGGAAUUCUUUAAGGAAAUGUAUGAAGAUCAGUCUGGAGAAUGUUUGUGUAGAUAUUGGGGCUUAAAGGGUUAAAGUGGAACCAUGGAGCUGGUCCCUGCAGUCUUUGACUACCUGUAGGGUGUACAUGUGUACACUCUCUCAAUAUUAGAGAGUUUUAGUUUCUGAGACAAGGAUGAGUACGAGUGGGAGAUUUUCUCAGUGCUAAGUAGUGCUCACACAUGAACCAAGAACACUUUGCUGGGAAAACGUGAUAGCUGUCGUCAUUCUACCACAAUUUUUAGCUAGAAUGCUGUAGUCGUAGGAAGAAGUUAUCAAAUUUUAGAAGUUUUUAUCAUUUUGCAACUGGGAAAGGGCUAAUUACCCUUCUCCAAUAAACAUAACCCCACUAAUUUUUCAGGUGAAAAAUAGUACAACGAAGUUUUCCUGGUUGAAUAUUUUUUGACAACUAUGAAUAUGCAAAAAAACUUUGAGUUAAAUCUCGUACUUGUAGUUGUCCUUGUCCUCAAAUCUAAAGCUUCCUACUGUUACUUAGUGCAAGCCCCAAUGGUUCUUGUUUUGACAAGAGUUGGCAGGAGGCUUGGAGUCAGAGGUAAUUGGCACAGUUGGUUGGUGUGCAACCUCCUGUGCUAGAGGUCCCGAGUUCAUUUCCCUGGUGACAUGACCACAAAUCCCUGUUUCAAAUUCUUUCCUUUCCAUGUUGCUUUAAAUAAUGUUAAAAGGGAGCACUGAUGGAGAGAGAGAUAAUGGGGUAAAAUGAGUGCACCAUCAGCGUCAGGUUUGUUAGUCAGCUGAUGACUAUUACAAACUACCAACAUAAAAUUGGGACUGCUUAUCUUUAUCCUUUAUUCAUCUGCCAUGAUGAACCUUUCUCUAACAAACUUUUAAAUUUUUUAAAGACAGGACUGUUUUGAAAGGUUUCUUUUUUUGUUUUGUAGAAUGGUUUAGCAUUAGUCAGACCACCAGGUCAUCAUGCAGAAGCUCAUCAGGCAAUGUAAGUUUUUUUUCCAUGAUGAGUUAAUGGCAGAAGUACCAAAGAAGGAUGCAGUAAGAAAUUGUUCAAUGAUAAAAAAUCUUUGUGGCCCACUAGAAACGUAGGAGGGCCACUGGCAUAUUUGCGUAAGAAGAACUCUGUUUACUUUUGAUUUGAUUCAGCUCCAAAAUGCUGUAACUUGCAAUCAUGCCCUCAACUCACAUCCCUUUUCCUGUCAGGAAUUGUUUUUUCUUUGAAAGCAUGCCCAUGAAUGUUUUUAAGACCAGUGGGUCCUCAACCACUCCCAUCUACUGAGACUGAAAUAUUUCCUUGUGUUUCAGGGGCUUUUGCUACUUUAAUAGUAUAGCAAUUGCAGCAAGACUGCUAAGGCUAAAAUCAUCAGUUGAAAAAGUCCUCAUUGUAGACUGGGUGAGUAGUCUUACAUGUGUGUGCGCAUGUAACAAAUUUUAUUUUAAUGUAUUUAAUUGAUGUGUGUUUUUAGUUCAUUAUUUAAUGCAUUAUAUUUUCUUUAGACUGUUCUCUCACUCAUAAGCCUUGUCAAUAACGAUUACUGUGCUCACUUUGUCGGUGGCACCUCCAAAAAUGUUCUACCAUUGGCGUAGGGUUUAAUGGAGACGAAACCAAUUGUGGAAUUGCACACAUUUUAGGCAUCCUUCUGAUGAACAGUUAACACAUAUAGAUAUUUCAAGCAAGAACAAUUUGCUGGCUGUCCCCUUUGAAUGUCCUACAGUAGCCUGACACCAUCUUUUGUAAACUAAUGGUGGUAGCGUAGCAGUAUGGUGAAGCAGCAAGAGUACUGGAAUUAUUGUAAUCUUGCGGCCCUGAGUUCAAUCCCCACCCUAACCGCCAGCUCGAUUUGUUCAACUCCUUAAUCUUGCUUGUAAAUAUCCAACUGGUUUGCCUUGAGCUGUUUGGGAUUCUUAACCUUGUUAUAUUUGUUUUCAAAUAUUUGUUUCUGUUGUUGUUUGUGGGCCACAAUGAAAGCUACUGGUUUACCAUCAAUAUUUUUGUGCUAUCCCUACAACGGUCAUUUUUUUAUUGUUUGUGAAACAUCAGCAUUUGAAUUUCUUUUUCAUGACCAAUUUAUAUUAAAUAGUUGAACUACCUUUUAUGGUCAAAUUUUGUUUUUAGAAUUGUCUUGUACAAGUGAUUAGGAAGAUUGAUCUUUUUUUUAGGACAUUCACCAUGGAAAUGGCACUCAACAGAUGUUCUAUGAUGAUCCUCAUGUAAUGUAUAUAUCAAUUCACCGUCAUGAUGAUGGGACAUUUUUCCCUGGCACAGGAAAGUCAGAAGAGGUAUUUCAAAGAUUGCUUUUGCUUUUGGAAAAAUUGUAAAUGCAAUUCUCUAUUUCCUUUUUGUUUGAUUGAGUUUUGUUAUGAGCAAGAUGUAAAAUCACUACCAUACAGUGAGCCUCUGACAAUGGUGUAGUCUGCUACACAGCUGUUUUGUGUCAUCACGCAACGUUAGCGGGGAGGAGAGUGUUGCGUGACGACACUAAAAACGGCUGUGUAGCAGACCAACAAUGGUGUAACCCUUUUAGUAUAUAGAAGUUGUGUGUUACGUAUGCACCUAGCCAAUGGCCUUGCUUCUCUCCUUAGCUGAAUGGAUAGGGUGUCUUAGACACAGAAAUUUUCCUUUCUUCCCUGCUGGUGACCUGUCUCUUGCUCUUCUGAGCUGGAAAUUGUCAUUUUUCUUAUUUAGCCAUAUUUUACCCUAAGUAGUAUUUUUCUUGUCUUUUUUUCAGUGUGGUGCAGGAAUUGGUGUGGGCUACAAUGUUAACAUUGCAUUUAUGGGAGGAUUAGGUGAGAUGUGUUACCACUGUUUCCAAAUCAGACUAUGGGUAUCACCUUUUUCCUCAGGGCAUUGUGCCGUGAGCAAAAUAUACAAGGGCACAUGUAAAAUACCACGGGGGGAGGAGAGGGUGGAUAUGUAGUUUGCUCACACUGCUACCCCUGAGGAAAGUAAGGGACGAAGUUACUCCAUUCUUACUAAGACAGUAAUAACGUUGAGUUAGAAUGAUCCUUCAGUUGACCACUUGUGUAUUGUCUAAGUUAAAGCAUUAACACAGAAUAUCACAGUUUGUUUGUUAUCUACUGAGAUGCUUCCAAUAUGCACAAUGUGGUGGUUCAGUUUUACCUUUGGUCAAGGUUUUAGUUUCCUUUGUUUGAUCUCAUUGUCAUACAUUUCCAUACCCUCCCCCAAAAAGGUAAAUACAGUUUGAACUAAAGAUUACAUUGAACCACAGCACAUACGUUGCUCAUGUUCAUUGAUGCUAGGUUUGAUGUUUUCUCAUUAACCCUUUCACUGCCAGAGUGUUUGAUAGAGUUUUGUGAGGUAACUCUAACUUUUGAGUUUGUGGACGAAAUCCUAUGAUGUGACCAUUCACAUGCAAGCCCUCUUCCUGUACUUUCACAUGAUUCUAUUUGUUUGUCAAAAUUUUAGAAAAUGAAAUUUGGAAAUUUGGUCGAAAUUUGCCUUUGGCCACAUUUGGCAGUGAAAGGAUUAACAGCUCUAGCAAUGACUUUGACAUUUUUUUCUCUUCUUAGAUCCUGUAUAUGGAGACCCAGAGUACUUUGCAGCUUUCCGUUCAAUAGUGAUUCCAAUAGCUAAAGAAUUUCAACCAGACAUUGUGCUGGUGUCUGCAGGAUUUGAUGCCGCAGCUGGACACUCUCCUGCCCUGGGCGGCUACAGAGUAACAGCAGCAUGUGAGUGUGUACUCUUUGUACAUGAAAGUGUGCAGCUCUCUGCUCUGGGAUAAGUUAAUACUUUGCAGCAGAUCACAAGUAGUCUCUCAAUCCCUUUUUUUCUGGGCUGGCAUCUCACAUGUUUCUCGAAAAAAUCUUGAAUUCCUGCUUAUCAUUUGGACAAGCAGCUCUAACAUUUUGCUUGCCCAGGGCAUGUCGUAGGCGAUUAUUUAAAUACAAUAAUUAUGUCUUGCUUAGACCUGUGCCCAUUAGCAAGUUAGCUUACAAAGUUACUUGUGUAGCAAGAAAUCUACUUGUCCCAGACGACAGGACGGGAGUGUUCACAGGUUAUGUUCUUGUUUGUUUUGUGUUUAGGUUACGCACAGCUGACCAAGCAGCUGAUGGACUUGGCUGAUGGAAAUGUAGUCAUGGCUCUAGAAGGUGGCUAUAGCUUGCCAUCCCUGUGCGAUGCUGCAGAGGCCUGUGUCAAAGCACUGUUAGGAGAAAAGGUAAAAAUGCUCUAACAGUCAAUAGUGACCCAUAUAAAAUGAUUAGUUGUCUAACACAAUUCCAUAUUCCAUAAUAUGAAAUAUGGACAGUCAAUAAAGGGGGAAAAAAGGUUGUGUGGAAUAAGGCCCCCGAGGGACUAGCACAUACAAGGCAAUUAAUUAUUAUUUUGUAAGGAGAAUCUAGAAGUGUAUUAGAACACUGUUCAGAAGUCAGUAAAGGGCAUUUCUCCAGACACCCCUACCAAUUUGCUGCCCAACAGGUUUCGUUAGGGUGGUUAUGAGACUUUGUUUACCGAGUACGAACUACUCCAUGUUUCUGGAGCAAUUUGCCAGGAAUGAUUAACUUGUGUUUUGCAGUUACUUUAUCAUUGUGUCUGUUUUUAAUCUGAACUGAGGCUCAUGUCUUGGUAUCUUAAUCUGCAUACUCUGUAAUUAUAUUCCUGUCUUAUUUGUUUGUGGCUAUGGCUGCAAACUAGGAUACCAUGUAAUCAAGUAACUUACUUGAGUGCUAUUUUGGUCCUCCGUAUCUACGGCUACAGAUGCAGAUACUUCACCCAUACCUAUACCCAGACCAGAAAAUGUUGUUACACAAUCUUAGGCUAUACUCACACUAAAAAGCUCUCCGGUUUAGUGGGAACACCUAUCCGAUAUGUGACUGUUCACUUAACGAGAUCGGCGUGGUACAGCUUCGCUCCUUUACAGAAAUUGCGCUGAAAUCACCGUCUUUUGUGUGAACAGAAGCCGCAUGUGUGCGGGCUCAAAAGCUAUCCGGGAUAGUGGGAACAUAGCCUCCAUCCAAUUCUCCAUCACAACACAUUCUUUGUUUUUGGCAGAUACCAGAGCUACCCAAAGAGAGCAUCAAGCGUGCCCCUAACCCUAAUGCAGUGGCUAUCCUUGAGAAAACUAUAUCCAUUCAAGGUAAUUCUAUGUGUAAAAAGUCAUUGAGGUUGCAACAUUUUCCUCUUGCCCAAGUGUGAAAGUAAUUCGCAUGGUACUUGCAGAACACUUCCCACUUAUAUUAUGGAGAUGUAUUGUAUAUUUUUCGCCUGGAAUGUUAGCUUUCUUGACAUUGCUUACAGUCGGCAAAGUUGAAAUAUUAGAGUGGAGCAAAUGGAUAAUUACUUCUAACGCAUGUUUGUUUAACACUGGCUAAAUUUUGUCUUCAGCAACUGGGACAAUCAGUAUACUUACUAAUUGGCUGGCUCCACAAAAGCAAAAAAAAUCGUUGCUAUUUUUUUAUUGACUUUUUCUUGUGCAGUUCGUUCCUGUAAGAAAACGUUUUUUUGUGGGAGUUUUAGCCUGUUCCAGACGCUCAGAUAGUAGAGCGCGGGGUUCAGAUGUUGGGAAGCGAGUUAAAUGAGGAAAACGAGGAAAAACAGCGGGGGGAGAAUGGGGAACGCCAAGAGAGAAUGAGGUAGUAGACUUUGCGGGUCACGGAAACAGCAGAGAAAAAUGACAUUCGUAGCACACGCGCGAACUUUAAAUAGAUUUCAAAUAAUUAUCAUAUGGGAUAGGGAUUCGCUCUCUGACCUCAUUCUCUCUUGGGAACGCUUGGAACAGGCUAUUGGAGUGUUUAUGGACUUUGACUUCGUGUUGCUUCAUAAAAACGCUGAACAAAAAGUUGGCAAUAUUUAGCCAUAUUGAUCUUUGGUCAAUAACACGUUAUUGUGUACGUGUAACAUGAAUGAAUAUGAGUUUCUGAUUUUAAUUGUUCACUAAUAGGUAGGUACUGGAACAGUGUAAAGCGUGAAGCAACACAGAUUUGUCAAUCAUUAGUACAAGCACAACAGCGAGAAAAAGAGGAAGCAGACACCGUCACAGCGCUAGCCUCACUUUCCAUGGGGGUGGUACAGGAGGCAAACAAGUAA